Prosopis cineraria is the source of this 1819-nucleotide messenger RNA. Its product is annotated as chaperone protein dnaJ 16. NCBI's taxonomy places the organism in Eukaryota, Viridiplantae, Streptophyta, Magnoliopsida, Fabales, Fabaceae. The transcript is spliced from 13 exons. Bases 137 to 1360 code for a protein of 407 amino acids. The record is from RefSeq and is a predicted model, not a curated record.
UCCCUCUUCGUUUUCUUGUGUCUUCUUGUCACUCUCUGUCUCCAUCUCUUGUUGCUGGUCCGAUGCGCUCUAAUUUGAUUCUUAUUCUCUUCGAUAGAGAGAUUUCCAAUGAUCUUUGAAGCUUUGGUUCUGUCGAAUGCCGGCGCAUAGAUCGAAAUCGGAGAAGCAUGAUGCUGCGAAGCAGCCUCGUCGAGAUCCCUACGAGGUACUCGGCGUCUCACGUAACUCGACAGAUCAGGAAAUCAAAACAGCUUACCGAAAAAUGGCGCUCAAAUGUCAUCCUGACAAGAAUGCUAAUGAUCCUAAAGCAGCCGAUAUGUUUAAAGAGGUCACCUUUUCAUACAAUAUCUUGUCAGAUCCUGACAAACGGCGUCAGUAUGACUCAUCUGGAUUUGAGGCCAUUGAAUCAGAUAGCCAAGAAUUGGAGUUGGAUCUUUCAAGUUUGGGUGCUGUGAAUACAAUGUUUGCUGCGCUUUUUAGUAAACUUGGUGUGCCAAUUAAGACAACUGUAUCAGCAACUGUUUUGGAAGAGGCACUUAAUGGUGUGGUGACCAUUCGUCCACUUCCCUUGGGGCAUCCUAUAUGUAGAAGGGUUGAAAAGCAAUGUGCUCACUUCUAUUCAGUUACAAUAACAGAAGAGGAAGCACGGGCUGGUUUUGUUUGUCGGGUGCAAUCAUCUGACAAAAGCAAAUUUAAGUUAUUAUAUUUUGACCAAGAAGAGAAUGGUGGAUUGAGUCUUGCACUCCAGGAAGAUAGUGCUAAAACAGGAAAGGUUACCUCUGCUGGAAUGUAUUUUCUUGGUUUUCCUGUUUAUCGGCUUGAUCAAACAGCAAAUUCAAUAGCUGCUGCUAAGGAUCCUGAUACAUCAUUUUUCAGAAAGCUGGAUGGGUUCCAACCAUGUGAAUUAACAGAAUUGAAGGCUGGCACCCAUGUUUUUGCUGUUUAUGGUGACAAUUUCUUCAAAAGUGCAAGCUAUACAAUAGAAGCUCUCUGUGCUUCACCUUUUAGUCAAGAAAAAGAGAGCCUCAGGAACAUAGAAGCUCAAAUCUUAUCUAAACGGGCAGAACUAUCUAAAUUUGAGAGUGAAUAUCGAGAGGUUCUAGCACAAUUUACAGAGAUGACAAACAGGUAUGCUCAAGAAAUGCAAGUGAUUGAUGAGCUACUGAAGCAAAGAAAUGAGAUACAUGCAUCAUAUACCAUUUUUCCACUAAAACGUAGUACAAGUAAGAGUAGGAGUAAAAGUUCUUCCAAGGAGGCGACGGAAGAGAGCCAACCAAGAGAGAGGAGAUUUACAAGAGGCCGAUCAAAGAAGAAAUGGUAUAACAUCCACUUAAGAGUUGACAAGAGAAAGGCUUGCUGAGCGCUUGUUCUAUUGCAGAAGACUUUGCCAAAGUGACAACAUGAUGUUGUUGGGAGGCGGCCCCAUGGAUAUGUCUAUCAUACACGCAUGUCAAGGAUGACAACAACUCAUUGUUUUUGUAAAAAUUCUUCCCCCCCUUAUUUUAAUUUGUCUCGUUUUAGCUCAUCUUCAGAAUGUAUACUUGUAAAUUGUUUGAUUUAUUGUUGAAGCUGGAUCAACUCUUUGCACGGGUUGUAAUUUUGGGUAGAAGUAAAGGAAGCUGUGGUGGUUACUGGUUAGAGCCAGGUACGUUAGUAUUCAAUGGUAGGUCAAAGUAGCUAGCAUGUAAAUGGGCAAGAUAUUUGCCGCUGUCAACAUCGGUGCUUGACAUUUGAUAACUUAAGUACUUUGUUAGAUUUAUCCUGUAUUGGCAUUUUCUUUUAUUCACAUUUUUAAUAAAGACAACCAAUUCCUCGCUCA